GAGGUUAAAGAAUAUGUGAUUACCAUGCAUUCUAAUUAUCUAGUAGUCGUUAGUCCACUGACAAGUAAAAUUAAAGGAAAAUUCAUUCCCUUAUGAAAAGCAUGAAUACAAAAUCUCGCUCGGACGCAACUAUCUGAUAAUAUUUUGGAAACAUUUUUCGCGGAAAGAAUUACAAUUUUUAUCUUCCAUCCAACACAACCAAAGACAAAGUUAUAUCAUUAUUUAACGAGAAGGGAAAUAAUAAUGCCUACAAUCAAAUGUAUACUCUCGAUAACGAACGUCAUUUUUGUUGCCUUUCUGACUCUGACUUUAUGGACAACAUCGCUACAGAGUGCUGAUUAUAUCUGCCCAUCUGGCUGGUCGCACUUCUCUUCAAAUUGCUACUUCCUUGAUGCUAACAGGAUGACUUGGGAUGACGCUUUGAAAACCUGUCAAGGAUACGAUGCUUGGAUAGCUGAGAUAACAUCAGAUGCAGAACAAAGUUUUAUUACUACUCAUGUCGCUCCUGGAAUAAAUUUCUGGAUAGAUUGCAGGGAUACAGUCUUAGAGGGUACCUGGCGAUGUGGCAACGAUGAUCAUCCGAUCACCUUCACAAAUUGGAAUGAAGGAGAACCAAACAACUACUUAAAUAAUGAAGACUGCAUCAAGGUGGACAGCACCAGCCUGUGGAAUGAUUACCCAUGUACAGCCUUGCUAUCUGCCAGCGUCUGCAAAAAGGCUGCUACGCGUUCCGGAUCCAAGGUCUUCAAGAAAGACUCCUCAAACCCAGGAUACUGUCUCAGAAAUAAUGUAAUCGAAGAAAUUGACCAAUCUACCUUGAUCAACUGUGGAGGGCGCUGUCUGAUGACUGAAGAUUGUGCCUCAAUUAAUUACUUCCCUCGUCGCGACAGAUGUCAACUUAACAGUGUAAUUAAGGCUGAAGUUGCCGAUUCUGAUUAUUUCAAGUCUUCUGAUUGUGAAUAUUUUGAUAUUCUUUCAUAAUUUGUUAGGAAUUAGGGUGUGCUUCAAUAAUUUAAGAGUCAAGGAUUGCAAAUGGUACAUGAAUUUUACCUUUCCAAUGCACAUUUUAAGGGAGAAAAAGACGAAAUGAAGAAAAGAAUAUUGAAAUAGUUUACAGUGAUUGACGGAUUGAUUGACAGUCUUCACCUGUUCCAACAUACAGGAUAGAUGGCUCUCGCGCAUAACAACAGCGCCUUUAGCUGUCUUGUGGGAAAGGUUUCCUAAAAACUUUGUGGUGUUAGAAAAGUUGUAGCGUUGGAGAGCCUUAAACUUAGUCACUUCAAUACCAACAUUUACAAUAUCCAAAUAAAAAUUACUUUAUUAAAUAGGGUCAUAAAUUUAGAAAUUUUCCAUGUUGGAUGUAAUAUUACGUGAUAUUGAUGUUGAUUUCUUUGCUGCUUUAUAUUCUUGAAAGUAAUAGUUGAUUAAUGAUUGUCGUGUUGUACACUAUUAACAUAAAUUGUUAAAAUUAGUUGAUACAUAUUGGUUUCAUAGAUUACCCAUUACCUCAUGUUGUAUGUAUUCGUAACUUCGGCAGUUUGUUAGUGUAAUCUACAGAUUUCAUUGACAGCCCCUUUACCAUGUUUACUCUCCUUGUUUACUCUGAAUCAAUUAAACACUUCUGGAAGAUUAAAACUUGCAGUCUCUUCAAUUUCGAUAUUUUUACUGAUUUUUUAAAACAAAUUAUAUUCAUUUACAGAUUUGACAGAUGAAAAAUAAUCCACAAAGAACCAUGAAUGUCGAAAGGGUGUCUUCAUAUUCAGUUCGAAUAUUGAAGAUACGAGACAAACCACUUUUGCCAUUUCAUAUUAUCAAUUUGUUAAUAAAAACCUACUUUUUCUAUUGUUGUAUUUUAAUGAGGUAUGGCGCGAUUGCGAUAGUAGUAACAAAGUAGUUCGGUUCAAAAGGACUAGAAUAGUCGAGAAUCUUAAAGAUAGAUAGAUAAAUGGUUUUAUUAAAAAAAACAAUUCAUGGUAGCCCAAAGGCUAAAUUUACAUUGUUUUACAUUGUAAAGAUCUUGUUACAUGUAAGAUUAGAUAUAUACAAAGACCAUUUUGAACAACAUGAAAAUUUCAAAGUAAACUA
Molecule: messenger RNA, 2085 nt
Organism: Lytechinus variegatus (green sea urchin)
Lineage: Eukaryota; Metazoa; Echinodermata; Echinoidea; Temnopleuroida; Toxopneustidae
Product: perlucin-like protein
Exons: 4
Coding region: 244-981 (245 amino acids)
Molecular function (GO): signaling receptor activity
Source: RefSeq, a predicted model, not a curated record